Molecule: messenger RNA, 5742 nt
Organism: Branchiostoma floridae (Florida lancelet)
Lineage: Eukaryota; Metazoa; Chordata; Leptocardii; Amphioxiformes; Branchiostomatidae
Product: adhesion G protein-coupled receptor A3-like
Exons: 17
Coding region: 605-4486 (1293 amino acids)
Biological process (GO): cell surface receptor signaling pathway; G protein-coupled receptor signaling pathway
Cellular component (GO): plasma membrane
Molecular function (GO): protein binding; G protein-coupled receptor activity
Source: RefSeq, a predicted model, not a curated record
AUGUUCACCCCCUCCGUCUGUCUGAAUGGUAUGAUCCAUAGUUUUAGCCAAUCGGAGCCGUGGUUUGGUAUUUUUCGCGUGACGUCACGAGCCAGCGCGAGGACAGGAGAGUCCGGAGUUCGAGUCCCUGGACAGGACCUGAGCCUGCUGAGAACUCCAGCUUUAGCACAACUUUACCAGCGUCUAGCUGCGGAACUAGUCCUCAGGCUUACAGGAGACGACUUUACGAGAACAAGUCGUCGUCACUUGUUGAAUAUUUGACUCCCCGGGCUGGUAGCAGUCUCGCUUCGGGAGCGUCGUGGGUGCAAGGCUCGCUGGGAUCAGGUCCAUGUUGGGCCGAGGUGAGAGCGGGACGUCCAAGCGGAAGACCACGCUCCCUCGUCUAUAGCAGACAGGACGCCAACAAUCAAGUGUUUUCCUGAGGGUGUGGUAUCAUACUAACCCCUUACCUUCCCCUGGAUUGAUGGUUACCUGAGUUAGCUCGCCAAAAAAGUAUUCCAAAGACCGUUUGUCCGCUGCGAGUGAAAAUCCACGCGGAAAGUUUAUGGCAUAAACAAGAGAAGUUGCUCCAGCAGGCGUUGUGGUGUCGCGGUCUCGGGCGUCCAUGGCUGCGGCAGGAGGGUUGGUGUUGUUCCUGGUGCUGGUGUGGCUCCCGAGCCUGCCAGGCUUGCCCCUCUGCCCGUCAGAUAUUUGCUCGUGCAGUACCUCGUUCCGGACGGUGAACGGGAGUAAGCAGGCGGACGGCAGGAAGGUGGACUGUUCCCGGCGGGGUCUGGACGGGCCCGCCCGGCUCAACACCACACUCAUACCCAGGGACAUGACAUUCUUGAACUUACAAGGGAACGAUAUUGCUGUCUUGAAGGAAGGCGUGUUCACCGAGAUGCCUGUCUCCAAUCUGAGGAACUUGGAUCUGAGCGACAACGGGAUCAGUACCAUUGAAGCUGGGGCUUUCACUGGUCUAGGAACAUUGGAAAAACUGGACUUGUCCAACAACCAGCUUAGUAUCAUCAAUAGCAGUAUGUUCAUUGGAUUGGAUGGGCUGCAGAGACUGUUUCUACAAGGAAACCACAUCAGGACCUUGGUGGAGGACACUUUCAGUUCCCUGCGCAACAUUAAGAUGAUAAACUUGCAGUCAGACUGGCUGAUCUGUGACUGUCACCUGAAGUGGUUUCUGAAGUGGACAAAGAAGAAUAAGAUCCGGCUGUCAGAGAGCACUGUCUGUGCCUUUCCUGCAACCGUGAAGAACCAGCGUUUCAAGAAGCUACGCCGCAGCCAGCUAACCUGUGAUCAGCGAAUUGAGCUGCCAGUAUUUCGGGUGACCCCGUCCACCAUGCAGCUGGUUAUACAGGGGGACCCCCUCCCCUUCCAGUGUGAGGCGUCCAACAUGGGAGCCUCCAUGCGGAUACGCUGGCUGCGGAACGGGAAAGAGGUGGUCGCUAACCGCUCGGCUGGUAUUCACAUCGAGACAGCACCGGCAGAAGGGAAGACGUUGAUAAGGAGUUUGUUGACUGUAGAGAAGGUGAAGAUGAACGACUCGGGAGUCUGGCAGUGUGUGGUCGCCUUCCCGUACGCCAACGAUACGAGGAACGUCAGCGUGAUGGUCAUCAGUAAUGAGCCAGUGUACUGUGAGGAGGAGACCAUACGGAACAACAAGGGCAGCUUCACCUGGCCGCGAGUGCUGGCAGGGGUGCCCAUAUCACUGCCGUGCCCCCAGGGUGGGGGAACGGGGUACGCUGGAGGAGGCAGGGGGCCCGUUGCCACCAGGAGAUGCACCAGGGAGGGGUGGUGGGAUGAACUGGAUGUGUCGCAGUGCCAGUAUGUCAAUGAAAUCACCAGAGUCUUGGAAAUGUUUACAAAGCAACCAGUGAACACCACCAAUGUGCUGAGACUAGCCAACCAGUUGAACACAUACAUGCGUGAGGCCAGGAGCUUCAGAGACAAGAUGGACAUCAUCUACACGUCCAACCUGAUGGACAAAUUUGUACGCUUCACAGAGUCCAACAGAGAGCUGGGAGAGGUGCUGGUAGACAUUGCCAGUCACAUGAUGGACGUGGAUGAGAAGACUCUGUGGGAGAGCCAACAGGUGGCACGGGCAUGUAGCAGAAUUGUGCAGUGUCUGGAGAGGCUUGCCAGUCAAACUCUUACCAACAAGAACAAGGGGAUCAGUAAGCUGUCUGCAAACAUCGCCAUGGAGGCGUUCAUGGUUAAGCCGCAGAGUUUCAUCGGCAUGACGUGUUCUGCCUACACACAGGACAGCAGCGCUAGUCCUCCAUACACCGAGCAGCACUUCAUUUGCAACUCUGGCAACAUUACCAACAUUCAAAACAGGGAGCAAAACAGGGUCCUGCAAGCCUCCAUCCAGAUCCCGCCCUCUGUGUUUAACCGUGUGCUGUCCCGGAGGCCAAAGAAACAGAGUGACAGCUUCAAGCUGCAGUUUGUGGUGUACAAGAAUGGGAGGCUGUUCCCCAGUACUGGCAACUCUACCCACCUGGCUGACCAGAAGGGCAGAAGGACUGUUGUUACCCAUGUCAUAUCCAGCAGAAUAGAUGGUCUGGAUGUUAAGAACCUGUCAGAGCCUGUUGUCAUCAGACUGAGACCAUUUGCACAUGGUAGUGACAUGGUUCCAGUCUUCUGGGACUUCACUGAGCUAAAUGGCCAGGGCGGGUGGAAACGGGGCGGUUGCCAGGUGGUCAGCUCUGAUGUCAACCUGACCACUGUCCACUGCAACCACCUGACAAACUUUGCCAUCCUCCAGGACAUGAAUAAUCCAAAUGGGAAGGGCUACCCUCACUCCUACGGACCCCUGGAACCACUGCACCCCGUGGUGUAUGCUGGGAGUGCCCUAUGCAUCCUGGGAUUGCUUGCCACGUUGUUCACUUAUAUCAUCUUCAGAAGAAACAUCAAGAUCCCCAGGAGAAACUUCCACAUGCUGAUCAACCUGUGUCUGAACGUGUCGCUGGGCUGUGCGGCCUUCACCGGCGGGGUGAACCGCAUCUACAACGAGAAGGUGUGCCAGGGGGUGGGGAUCGUCAUCCACCUCAUGUCCCUCUGCACGCUGCUGUGGAUUGGCAUCGGCGCCAGGAACGUGUACAAACAGAUGGCCAAGGUGGAGAUGUUGACCCCUGACCUCCAGGUCCAAGUCCCCAGACCCAUGCUGAGAUUUUAUUUGGUAGGAUGGGGUGUGCCCAUGAUCAUCUGUGGCAUCACAGCAGCUGCCAACCUGCACCAUUAUGGUGGGGACAAAUUCUGUUGGAUGGAGUGGGAUGCCAGCCUGCUGGCCUUCUUCGGUCCUGCCGCCUUGUUCUGCCUGGUCAACUGCUUCCUGUUCAUCAGAACAGCCUGUGCCGUCCAGACCGCGCCCACCCUGUAUGAACUGAAGACCAUGGUGGAGUCCCUCACCGAGCAGGAGCUGAGCCAGGCUCCCAGCGCCGCGCAGAGCGUCCCUGAGACGGAGUCUGCGGCGGGAACGACAGCCUCGUACCUCACCACAUCGUACAUCGACAUGGAGCACAGCUUCAAGAACCAGCUCAGAAGUAUUGUCUUCAUCAUGUUUAACUUCGUCGCCAUGUGGGCGUGUGCCGCCAUCGCAGUAUCCCAGGAUUACUUCGUGGACCUUAUCUUCAGCUGCUUCUACGGCGCUGCGAGCGCCUCUCUCGGUCUGUUCGUGUUCAUCCAUUACUGUGUCACUCGUGAAGACGUCAGACAAAGCUGGAGAAUGUGCCAUUACCGAGAACCUAAAAAUAACUACCACGUCACGUUGGAACCUACUGUCACGGCCAAUGGCCACAUCCAAGGGAGUAAGGCACAUUCCCUAUGUAGCCUGGAGUCUUCACAGACAAACAGAACAGCCUCGUCUGUUCCUCAACAGGCCAACAGGCCCAAACUCACCCCCCUCCCACUGGGGAAUGGACCCUCUGUGGGUAAUGGGUCUGUGGGCAAUGGCAGCUUCCCCGACCCCUCUGUUCACACCCACACUCACAGCCACAGUCAUAGCCACAGUAUACACAGUAGUCAAAGCCACAUGUCCAGACCAAAUGGACACAUCCCCAGACACCCUUUGCACAGACCAUCAACAAGACAUAGAAAUCCAUACCACGAGGCCAUGAAACUCAUGGUCAAGCGUCCAUAUGGCCACGACAUGGCCACCACGCCGGAGAACAGUAGUCGGCCGGAGAGCCGGGCAAGCCAACCAGAGGUUCGGCCUAAAAAAGAGGAGAAUUCAAGAAAAAGCAACGGAGACUCUGAUGUUAGGAACAGUAACGCAGCUGACAGUGAUGCCAAUACCCAGAAAAGUUAUGAAUCUCACACAACAGAGCCAGCCGGCCCUGCAGACAUUGAACUGGACGAUGUACUUGAGGCCUCCCCAGAGGAGGGUCUGCUUGGAGAGGGGGAGUCAGAUGACAGGGUAGAGUUAGACUUCAGACCAUCAGGGUCUUCAGGGACCAUGAAAAGUACCAUGUCACUGAGAAAUGAAACAAGUGUCUAGAUCUCAAUGCUGUCAUGUUGAUUGUUUUGUGAGUCAGUUUAUAUAGGCAUAUAUACUUAUAUAUACACAUGUGAAUCCAAUGUUUGUAAGAGCCUGGUGCUGAAGUGUGGAGCACCUGAAUUGAAAGAACAGUUGGUUUUACACCUGGCCACAAAAAUGUCUUGCCUUUAUGCUGCCACAUCACGACUCUUGUCCUCCAUAAGGAUUGCUACAGUAUUGUUGAUUUUGUACAGUGUACAGUCAUGUAAAUCUUAAUUGAUGGUUAACAUCGUAUUUACUGAGUAAUAUGUACAGUGUUGAGAGAAAAUAUUUUGUUUGUGCCAUACAGUUUUUAGUUUUUUAUCUGUCUGUGUAUGUCUCUUUUAUGACAAUCAAGUCCUGUUGGGACACAUCCGAACAAACAGAAGUUUUAAGUAUUAAAAUGUUUAUGAUAUACAUAUUUGUGUUUCUCUUGUGCAAUGUGCCUGCACAAUCCAAAUUCUGUAUUUUUCACAUGUACAGUAUGUGAUAAAAGCUUAGCAACAAAGUUAAGUAUGAAUUUGAUGAAUAACAUUCCUGUGUGAGUUAUAUAACUAACUUAGCAUCAUCAGUAUGUAUAUGUCCAGUCUGAUUGUAUAUUUUUUUUAAAUGCCUAUAUUGUGUCAUUAUGUUACAACAGUUAAAGAAAGUUGUAUGACAUAAAAAUGUAGCCAUUCUGUGACCUCAAAUCAUUUAUGUCAUAUUUAUGUUCAAGCAAUAUCCUGUCUGCCACACAAAAUGAGAGCUGUAUUUCCCAAUGCUGAAAAUGACUAUCUAUUUACAACAAAGCAUAUCUAUUGGAAAUUCACUGCCAGGAUGGCAUUAACAGUUCUUGUAUACUUACGAGUUGUUAUAUACCCGAAAAUGUUUUUGGUAAAACAUGCUGUAGAGGUCUUUUAGUCAGUGAUGUAUUUUCUUGUUGCAUUCCCAGGAAUGAUGCCAUUCCACUGCCAACAGAUCAUAAAAAUGUGUACAUGUACAUGUAUGUGUUGUACAAAAUGGCAACAUUUGGAUUUGUGUUAUUUUAGACAUGUUUUAUGUCUAGAAUUUUGUAUCUAGCAUUUGUUUGAAGAGCAGUUAUCCCAAGUACAUGUACAUGUAGUGUGGCUAUUGAGACAUGGUUUGGAUCAGGGAUUUGUGUUAUGUACACGUCAUACCGGAGCUAGAUGAGAGAAGAAAGUGGACACUUAAAUGCCAAACCAUGCAUUGUGAACAAUUCAGUUUGGAGUAAAACAGUC